UUUUCCAUUCUACAAAGACACCCUGAAGCAUAAAAGUCUUAUGUCAGUGGGUGGUUUUCUGUUUUUCACCUUGAUUUCAACGCCUUUCCCGUACCUGUCCACAAUCUCAGACCUCACACGACGCAAAUUCCUAAGAGAUUGUGACGGAUCGCGGCCUAAAUUCAGGGUUUAGGAUUGAAGGUUUAGGGUUCCUGCAUGGGGCAGUCGCCGUCGAAGCGAGUCGAGGAGACACUCUCCACAUCCCUCUCCUUCCACGCGGCCGUGGACGCCAGCUUCGAGGAAUGCAUGGCGCUCUCGCAACACGCCUUCCCCGGGCUACAACUCUACCAGCUCCUGGACGCCUCGCGCCGCGUCUACGACAAGAUCCCCCUCCCCGAGGAGGAUGAAGUUGCAAGGUACAAGCAGCGGUGGCUGCCGCACCGCCCGACCCAGGCGCAGGUGGACGCCACCGUGAGGAAGGAGCGGUUGAGGAGGACGGUGGCGAUUGACGAGUUCAGGGCGUUCGCUCUCGUGCUGUUCCGGGAUAUGGGCUUGGCGACGGCGCGGCACCGGCUGGUGGUUUAUGUUCCCCUGGGAACCCUGGCGGUCCUGGUUACCGACUUGUGUGCCAAGCGGUUGCCCGUUGUGGGGCCUAUGUAUCGUGCUGGGGGGGUGCUCAUGCCGGGAUUGCUCCUUGGGUCUGUGGUGGGAGGUGUGGUGGUCGGGACGCAGCUCAGAAUGGAUUAGAGUGUGGGUGUAUGCCCUGAUUCUGCCUCUGUACAUUUAGGGUUAAGGAUUUAGUGUAUCGGUAGAUUGUAUGUGUAGUGUGUACAUCGUGUAAUUCUUUCUCUGUGCAUUUGAUUCAGAAUUCAGUAUGUGGUAUAUUGGCUGUAGAGUGUAGUAGAUCUUAUACCCUAAUUCUUCUUCCACUGCAAAUGAUUCCCAAUAACGUCCAAUCUCUACAGUGUCGACUGCUCACACACGCCUCUCGCGUCUUGCUCAAGUUCAAUGCUCACCCUGGAGCGAUUUACAGAUGAAGGUCCUGAAGCUCGAAUAUGGUGAACUGUCUGUAUUUUGGUCAUCGACUGUGACGUCAUGUCAGCUCGCUCGAGUAGUGUGGUGACUGGUGUUGGUGAUGGCGUCUCUGCUUCAUGCUUCUGCUGUCUUUUCGACGAAGAGAUGAACGAAGCACUGGAGACCACCUGGGCCUCUCAAGCCCAUCCUACAAUAAUGUAGAGUAACUGCUUGAACCGACAUAUUCCACAUCAAAAUACUAGAUUUAAUUGUAGUCAGAAAGUAGAGUUUAAACACGAUACAUCUUCUUUUUCCAUAUUCAAAUCACCUCUAGAGAAGUUUUAGUGAGCACCAAGCUCUGCCAUUGACUGGAUGAGACCACCGAGCUCUUCUAAAUAGUGAGAAAGAGUGGUCUAAAGAGGGGAUAUCUUAUUGAAAGCUUGGGUGACUUACUCUACC
Messenger RNA from Physcomitrium patens, 1452 nucleotides. RefSeq lists its product as uncharacterized. NCBI's taxonomy places the organism in Eukaryota, Viridiplantae, Streptophyta, Bryopsida, Funariales, Funariaceae. The record is from RefSeq and is a predicted model, not a curated record.